Molecule: messenger RNA, 532 nt
Organism: Ornithodoros turicata
Lineage: Eukaryota; Metazoa; Arthropoda; Arachnida; Ixodida; Argasidae
Exons: 4
Coding region: 192-494 (100 amino acids)
Source: RefSeq, a predicted model, not a curated record
CUCAACUGUCAAAGCGACAACCUGACGACAAGCCACUUGUGUCUAGCCAUAUUGCGCAGAAAUUAGCACGUGCAGCUCACACGGUUACCAGGGCUGGAGCAAAAAAGAAAUCACUCGACAUCUUCCACUUUGUGCCUCCUGGGUGGACAUCUCCAGUUGAAGGAGGGGAGAGAGGAGUACCAGAACCAAGCAUGAUGCCUCACUGUUGGCUUUCGGCAGCUCUGCUCUUGCUAUUCCAUGCCGCCUACAACGCCGCGCAAGACACCGUGGUUCAUAUUGAGCGCGUGCAGGUCGAGGACGACAAGUGUAUCUACGAUGAUGAAAAGUACCCCGACGGCGUGAGAGUCCAGAAGCUGGUGGGAUGGUGCGGUGAAAUUGAGUGCUACGCCCCGGGGAAAAUCGUGUACCUCUACUCGUGCCUCAUUCCGGAAGGGUGCGAGGAGCCAAAGGGAGGCACGUUCCCCGACUGCUGCAAUCAUCUCGUGUGCCACUGAUGAAGGAGAUGUCCAAUAAAAAGCUUGAAUGAAGGUGG